AGGUGGAAGAACAACGUGCUGCACAACAUGAGUUAUCAAGGAAGUUGCAAACACAAAAGCUAUGUGGAUAGUGUGAAGAUAAAACAUUAGACACAAAUUAAAACGAACACAUGAUACGUAUGAAUUAAACACCACUAAGAAAAUAAAAAUAAGACAUAUAAAACAUAUAUAUAAAAUGGUUGGUCUACGAAGUGAAUAUAUUCUAAUGGCUUUUUUUUAACCAACAGUCAAAAAUACAAAAAUGUUUCGUUCACUGUCACAGAAACCAGCAAAUAUUCACAUGAGAGAAACUGGUUCCAGUGAAUCAGUUGUCUAAAUUGCUGACAAUUAAUUUUCUGUCAAUUGCUAAUUGAUUAAUCAACUCAUGAUUUAAGCUGUAGUGUGGCCUGCCGGUUGGCUCCUGGGUGUCUGGGGAAAUAAUGUGAUUGUAAUGAAAAGUGUGUGUGUGUGUGUGUGUGUGUGGGGGGGGGGGGGACGACAAUACAUUUUUCCUACAGGCCCCCUGGGAAGUUAAAACCAGUCAUGAAUUAAUGAGAUGGGGCUUUUGGGGGCCCCUGGUGUCCGGGGCCCCGGGGCAGUUGUGAACUUUGCCCCUUCACUGGAGCCAGAGCAUGGAUGUUGUUAUUUACUAAAAAAGUAGCCUGUUAAUUAGCCGACAAAUCGAUUAAUCAACUAUUAGCUUCAGUGAUUCAGUACCCAGACCUGAAUGCGUGCUCCCGUCUCUGCUCUCACGCAGGAGCGCGCCCGGUGUCAGGCUCGUGCCCGGCUCUGUGGAGUGGACCGAGCGGCGGCAGUGAGGGGGACAGCCAGCCGGAGACACGCCGACCGACCACCGCGUCAGUCCGCUCACUUUCCAGCGGCUCACACAGACACUCCGCGGCGGCUUUGAAGCGGACGUUUCAGGGGCAGGAGGGAAAGCGGCUCCCCGCCUCGGCCGGGCACCGGUCUGUGUGAAGUUUAAAGCCCGCUAAGCUAACCUGGGAGAGCGGAACAAUGAGGCAGAGCCAGCCGGGCUGCCGGACCGCCGCCGGCUGCUGCCGCCGCCGCAGCUAACGGCUAGCUAGGAGCAACUGGGCGGUCAACGCGACAAAACUCUCCCAUGACGGAUUAUACACCGACUUUUCCCGCUUUCUCCCGCCGUGUAAACACUUAAACCCUCUCUCCCGGGCUUCGCGUCCACUUCUGGAGGGUUUCUUUGAAAGACAACAAGUUUUUUUCCCCCCGUCGGAUAUGGAGACGGACUCGGUGGCAGGCGACGUGGAGUCUCUGCACGGCGGACUGAGCCUCCUGGAUCCCCUGGUGGACCGGAUCCUGGUGGACACCGUGUCCCAGCAGCAGGGAUGGCUCCGAGUUUACGAUGUUAAAGGUCCUCCUGCUCACCGCUUCUCCUGCGGCCAGAGUCCGUACACCGACAGCGGCGCCUGGGAGAGGAAGUACUGCAUCCUGACCGACACCCAGCUCAUCCUGCUCCACAAGGACGAUGAGGCUGCAGGUGAUGCUCAGGAGAGCCCCACAGACUCGGCGAAGGGGCGGAGUCUGCGCAGGACAGUCAGCGUCCCCUCAGAGGGACAGUUCCCAGAGUUUCAGGCAGAGGGCGCCACCAUGCUGGAAGUUUCUUCGGAGCGAUCUCCGAGGAGGAGGAGCAUCUCUGGUCUGGGGAGCUCAGAGAAGAGCGUCGCCAUCGACAACCCCAACUCGUCGCCGUUUAAAGUGCCGGGUUUUUUCAGUAAACGUCUCAAAGGCUCCAUCAAGAGGACGAAGAGUCAGACCAAACUGGACAGAAACACCAGCUUCAGACUUCCCUCACUGCGUCCUGCUGAACCAGACAGAUCUCGUGGGCUCCCAAAGCUGAAGGAGUCGAGCUCCCAUGAGUCUUUGCUGAGCCCGGGCAGUGCCGUGGAGGCUCUGGACCUGAGCAUGGAGGAGGAUGUGUUCAUCAAACCUCUGCACAGCAGCAUUCUGGGACAGGAGUUCUGCUUUGAGGUGACGUACUCUGGCGGCAGCAAGUGUUUCAGCUGCACUUCAGCCUCAGAGAGAGACAAAUGGAUGGAAAACCUGAGGAGGACGAUUCAGCCCAAUAAGGACAACUGUCGCCGGGCGGAGAACCUGCUACGACUGUGGAUCAUCGAAGCCAAAGACCUGCCGCCCAAGAAGAAGUAUUUCUGCGAGCUGUGUCUGGACGACGUCCUGUACGCCCGGACCACCAGCAAGACCCGGCACGACAGCCUGUUCUGGGGCGAGUACUUCGACUUCUCCAGCCUGCCGGCCGUGCACAGCGUCACCGUGCACAUCUACCGCGACGUGGACAAGAAGAAGAAGAAGGACAAGAACAACUACGUGGGCCUGGUCAACAUCCCUGUGUCGGGCGUGACGGGCCGGCAGUUCGUGGAGAAAUGGUACCCGGUCAGCACACCCACCACCAGCAAGGCCAAAGGAGGCGGGCCGUCGAUCCGCAUCAAGUCCCGCUUCCAGACCAUCUCCAUCCUGCCCAUGGAGCAGUACAAGGAGUUCGCCGAGUUCAUCACCAACAACUACACCAUGCUGUGCUCGGUGCUGGAGCCCGUCAUCAGCGUCAAGAACAAGGAGGAGAUGGCCUGCGCCCUGGUCCACAUCCUGCAGAGCACCGGCCGGGCCAAGGACUUCCUGACAGACCUGGUGAUGUCAGAGGUGGAUCGCUGCGCCGACCACGACGUCCUGAUCUUCAGGGAGAACACGUUGGCCACCAAGGCCAUCGAGGAAUAUCUGAAGCUGGUGGGACAGAAGUACCUGCACGACGCGCUCGGUGAGUUCAUCAAAGCUCUGUAUGAGUCGGAUGAGAACUGUGAGGUUGAUCCCAGUCGAUGCUCGAGCGGCGAUCUGUCCGAACAUCAGAGUAACCUAAAGAUGUGCUGCGAGCUGGCGUUCUGCAAGAUCAUCAACUCCUACUGCGUGUUUCCCCGGGAGCUGAAGGAAGUGUUUGCGUCGUGGAAGCAGCAGUGCGUCGCUCGCGGCCACCAGCAGGACAUCAGCAAGCGUCUGAUCAGUGCCUCGCUCUUCCUGCGCUUCCUGUGCCCCGCCAUCAUGUCACCGUCGCUCUUCAACCUGAUGCAGGAAUACCCCGACGACCGCACGUCCCGCACCCUCACGCUCAUCGCCAAGGUCAUCCAGAACCUCGCCAACUUCACCAAGUUCGGAAACAAAGAGGAGUACAUGGCCUUCAUGAACGACUUCCUGGAGCACGAGUGGGCGGGGAUGAUGCGUUUCCUGUCGGAGAUCUCCAACCAGGAGACUCUGUCCAACACGCCGGGCUUCGAGGGUUACAUCGACCUCGGCCGCGAGCUGUCUGUCCUGCACGCUCUGCUGUGGGAGGUCGUCUCCCAGCUCGACAAGGGUGAAAAUUCCUUCCUGCAGGCCACUGUAGCGAAGCUGGGCCCGCUGCCGAGGAUUCUGGGAGACAUCUCUCGCUCUCUGGCCGCUCCGACGCCGGUGCAGCAGCAGCUGCGACGCUUCCAGGACCACAGCUCCGCCCACAACAUCAGCGGCAGCUUGUCGUCAGGGUUACAGCGAAUCUUUGAGGACCCCGUGGACAGCCACUGUGAGGUUCGCAGCCUGCAGUCUCCAGGUGGCGACCGGAUGGAGGGUUAUGUUCGGGGUCAGCGCCCCCUGCUGGCGCAGCAGCAUCCGUCCGUCCACAGCAGCUUCUCGGAUCAGGAGGAGCGAGACAACCUGCUGCCCAACGGCCGCAGCAUCUCUCUGGUCGACCUGCAGGACGCCCAGAGCCUGCACGGCCCCGCCGCGCCCCCGCCGCACCACGAGGCCCCGCCCCGCCUCAGCAGGGUGGGCUCCCAGGCCUCCAUCGGACAAGGCCCGCCCCCGCUCAACUACCCCCACUCCAACCCCCUGACCCCCCAGCCGCACCAGAUGAAAGCCCCGCCCAGAGACGGUCAGCCGCAGAGCGCUCCGCAGGUGCGGCGGCCGCUGCACCCCUCCCUCAGCCAGCAGCGCAGCCUGCAGCCGCUGUCCUUCCAGAACCCCGUCUACCACCUGAGUAACCCCACCCACAGCCUGUCCACACGCUCCGCCCACUCGCUGCGGCAGGACUCCAGCUCGGAGAACCUGAGCACCGAGAGCUCGCACAACAGCCACAGCAACUCCGACGACUACGGCAGCCAGGUGGGGGUCAAAGGUCGAGUGGCGUCCAACAGCAGCCUGGACGAGCUGGGCAGCAGGCGGAGCACGCAGAGCGAGGAGUGUUCCACGCCGCGCCGCAACGUGCCUCCCGACCUCCCGCCCGGGGUCGCCACAGCGGUCGCCAUCCCCCGUCAGAGCACGACGGCGGGCACGGCCCACAUCGUCAAGGUGGAGCAGCAGAGCAGGGGAGGGGCCGGGGCCAGGGCGCCGCGCUCACUUCCGCACAGCGCCUCACUACGCAGCAGCAGCAGCGCCAACACUGAGCCGACGCCCACCUCCGGCCACAUGAACCGCCAGCAGUCCACCUGCUCUGUGGAGAACAUGGCUCCGCCCCCGAGGAGUGCCACCAAACAGCCACAGCAGGUGGCGUCUCCGGUUGAGGCGGUGGCGUUGUCUCCGGUGGAGAGGACGGCGGCCUGGGUCCUCAACAACGGCCAGUACGAGGAGAAGGAGGAGGAGGGGGGAGGAGACAGGAGCAGAGAGGAGGGCAGGAACACUGAGAAGUACGAGCUGGAGAUCUCUCGGCUGAAGGAGCGUCUGCGGGUGUCGGGGCGGCGCCUGGAGGAGUACGAGCGGCGGCUGCUGGCACAGGAGCAGCAGAUGCAGAAGCUGCUGCUGGAGUACAAGAACCGUCUGGAGGACAGCGAGGAGAGACUGAGGAGGCAGCAGGAGGAGAAGGACAGCCAGAUGAAGAGCAUCAUCUGCAGGCUGAUGGCUGUGGAGGAGGAGCUGAAGCGGGACCACGCAGAGAUGCAGGCGGUGAUAGAAGCCAAACAGAAAAUCAUCGACGCUCAGGAGAAGCGGAUCGGUUCCCUGGACGCGGCGAACUCGCGGCUGAUGGCGGCGCUGACGCAGGUGAAGGAGCGUUACAGCGCGCCCAACCUCUGCAACGGCCUGUCGCCCAGCAACCCCACCAAACUGUCCAUCACUGAGAACGGAGAGUUCAAGAACAGCAGCUGCUGAUUGGUCGACCAGCACACCAAGGUGGUGCUGGUGGUGCGGGUCUAAAGCCUCCGACUCCGCCCACCUCGCCUCCAUCAACUGCAGCUCUGCGGACGAUCGAUCAGAGAGAAAAUACAAAAUCUAUAAAUCUAUAAAUAUGAGUGUAAAUACUGAAGGUUUGAUCUGUUCAGUGUACAGUGUGUGUGUGUGUGUGUGUGUGUGUGUGUGUGUGUGUGUGUGUGUGUGUGUGUGUGUGUGUGUGUAGCAUCACAGAAGCACAGUGAGGAAGAAACAAACCAAAACAGAAACUAAAACGCACUCGAGUUUUUCUAACUGACUUUUUUAUGGUUUUUAUUUGUUUCUGUCGUCGAGGCCGAAGCUGAAGUUUCCUUUCUUCAUUUUUAGACUGAAGCCUUUAAUUGUUUUUUUUUUUUACCUGACGAGUUGUUUUGGGUUUUAAUUUAUUCCUCCAUGCCCUCGUCCUGUUGCUGAUCUACUGAACAGACACCUGUAUGAUCAGGGUCAAAGGUCACACCUGUCUGCUGUCCCAUGUUGAGAAUAAAAUCUGCUUGAAAGUCUAAA
Molecule: messenger RNA, 5694 nt
Organism: Seriola aureovittata
Lineage: Eukaryota; Metazoa; Chordata; Actinopteri; Carangiformes; Carangidae
Gene: rasal2
Product: RAS protein activator like 2
Exons: 18
Coding region: 1231-5133 (1300 amino acids)
Biological process (GO): regulation of GTPase activity
Source: RefSeq, a predicted model, not a curated record